Molecule: messenger RNA, 1473 nt
Organism: Thrips palmi
Lineage: Eukaryota; Metazoa; Arthropoda; Insecta; Thysanoptera; Thripidae
Exons: 10
Coding region: 1-1449 (482 amino acids)
Biological process (GO): sodium ion transmembrane transport
Cellular component (GO): membrane
Molecular function (GO): ligand-gated sodium channel activity
Source: RefSeq, a predicted model, not a curated record
AUGGUGCCGGCGGGGCAGGAUUCCGUCAGCCCCAAGCUGCUCCGGGACGGCAUGCCGGACGGCAGCCCGGAGCCCCCGGGCCUCUGCCCGCUAGACGUGGACAGCCUGCCCCCGGGGGAGAUCUCUACGGUGAUGCGACGCUCCAGGGGCGUCCUGCAAGGGUCGCCGCCGGUCUCCGCGUUCGCGGCGUCGGUCACGCCCACCAUGGUCCGCGAGGGGCGCGAGGGGGCCGGCAUGUACUCCAACGCGGACGGCCAGGCGAAGGGGAAGAAAAAGUCCUUCUUGAGGGCGGUGUGGGACUUCCUGUUCUUGGUGAUGCAGACAUCGUCCAUCCACGGUUUCAACCACCUGACCGAUGACAAGCGACAUUUCUUUGAGCGCAUUGUGUGGACGGCCUUCGUGCUGUUGGGGCUGUACGGCGCCGUGGUGGUGUCGCUGUCGACGUGGGACCACUACCAGGAGAACCCCACCGUCAUCGCCAUGGAGCGCGACUACAAGGAGUGGAACACGUCCUUCCCCUCCGUCACCAUCUGCCCCACCAUCAAGUACGACGAGGAGAGCGUGGAGAGGGUGGCGGACUCGUUGACUCACAUCCAGGACAAGGAACGCCUCAAGCUGUUCCUCAUGACGCUGGCCAACGCCACGUACACGACCUUCAGUGACGUCAUCGACGACUUCAACGACCAGAUCAAACCCUCGGACUACAUGGACCUCGUGCUGGCGGUAAAGCUGGAGUUCUCCUACUCUGUGAGCGGGAGCAACGAUGAGGCCAGUGCCCAACCGCUGCAGCCCACCAUCACGGAGCACGGCAUCUGCUACGCGUUCAGCUCGGACGUCGCUGUAUACUUCGCACCUGAGCACUUCAAGGCCAAAAACAGCAGCCUCAUUGACAGAGGGUGGUCGUACAAUGGCAGUCCACUGGAUGGCAAAUGUCGCGCAGUCGUAAUGAACUCCGGGACUUACCCCUUCAAGAUAUGCGACGUGAAGGGUUUGCACUGCCUGGAUAAGCACAAAGUCUUGAUGUCGACGCUGAAGGACCCUGUGACCAACAAGAAGGUGGACUGCAAGUGCCUGCCUUCGUGCGUCGAGGUCAACUACAUCUCCGAAAACGACCACACCAUACCGUGGUUCAUGGGCACCUGCCUCAAGUGGGGGAUGAACAAGUACCCACGCAUGCGACUCAAGCGGGAUGUCCUUUUCGGCUUCAUCGACGUCCUGGUGGCCGUGGGGGGAACCGCCGGCUUGUUCCUUGGCUGCUCCGUCCUCAGCAUCGUCGAGAUCAUCUACUUCUUCACGCUCAAGGCCUUCUUCUACGUGAAGGAGCACUACAAGGACACGCCGGAGGACGAGGACGGGGAGCGGCCCGAGUCCGUGGACAGCGGGCAGCCCAUCGUGCCCCGCAUGUUCGCCGCCGCGAGGAGCUUCUCCACCGUGCACCUCCACUGUUAGCCACAGUGGGCCAGAAGACCGGCG